AUGAUUGCCAACGUCCUCCGGAGGCGAGUCCUCGCGCCCAGCACCACCCUGCGUGCCACUCAGUCCCUCCUCGCCAGAUACUAUGCCUCGUUCCCGCCGCAUCAGGUCGUCAAGAUGCCCGCCCUCUCGCCCACGAUGACUGCAGGCAACAUUGGCGCCUGGCAGAAAAAGGCCGGCGACUCCAUCGCCCCUGGCGACGUCCUCGUCGAAAUCGAGACGGACAAGGCUCAAAUGGACUUUGAAUUCCAAGAGGAGGGUGUGAUUGCCAAGAUCCUCAAGGACGCUGGCGAGAAGGACGUCCCAGUUGGUAACCCCAUUGCCGUUCUGGUUGAGGAGGGCACCGACAUUGCCGCUUUCGAGUCUUUCAGUCUUGCCGACGCCGGCGGCGAGUCUUCGGCUCCGGCCAAGAAGGAGACCAAGGACGAGCCCAAGUCUGACUCCUCCGAGUCCACGUCCGCCCCCACGCCUGCCCCAGAGCCCGAGCAAUACUCUAGCGAGGGCAAGAUCGAGAGCUCUCUCGACCGUGCUCCCAACGCUAGCCCUGCCGCCAGACGCCUCGCCAAACAGAACGGCAUUUCGCUCACCGGCGUCAAGGGCUCUGGCCCCGGCGGCAAGAUCACUGAGGACGACGUCAAGAAGUCGGGCUCCGCUCCCGCUGCCCCUGCCGCCAGCGCUGGUGCUGCCUUCGAAGAUAUUCCCCUCUCCAACAUGCGCAAGACCAUCGCCAAGCGCCUGCAAGAGUCUACCCAGAACAACCCGCACUUCUUCGUCAGCAGCUCCAUCUCGGUCACCAAGCUGCUGAAGCUCCGCCAGGCCCUGAACAGCUCCGCCGAUGGCAAGUACAAGCUCUCUGUCAACGACUUCCUCAUCAAGGCCAUUGCUGUCGCCAGCAAGAAGGUUCCUACCGUCAACGCCUCGUGGCAGGGUGAUGCAAUUCGCCAGUUCAACUCCGUGGACGUCUCUGUUGCCGUCUCUACCCCGACUGGCCUCAUUACGCCCAUCGUCACUGGUGUUGAGGGCCGUGGCCUUGAGUCCAUCUCCAACAAGGUCAAGGAGCUCGCCAAGAAGGCUCGUGACAACAAGCUUAAGCCUGAGGAAUACCAGGGUGGUACCAUCUCCAUUUCCAACAUGGGCAUGAACGCCGCCGUCGACAACUUCACGGCCGUCAUCAACCCCCCUCAAGCCGCCAUCCUCGCUGUCGGCACCACAAAGAAGACCGCCAUUCCCGUUGAGACCGAAGAGGGCACUACCAUUUCUUGGGAUGACCAGAUCACCGUUACCGCCAGCUUCGACCACAAGGUCAUUGAUGGUGCCGUUGGUGCCGAGUGGAUCCGGGAGUUCAAGAAGGUUCUUGAGAACCCUCUGGAGCUGCUGCUGUAG
Microdochium trichocladiopsis is the source of this 1380-nucleotide messenger RNA. Its product is annotated as pyruvate dehydrogenase protein X component. Lineage: Eukaryota; Fungi; Ascomycota; Sordariomycetes; Xylariales; Microdochiaceae. Gene Ontology annotation, cellular component: pyruvate dehydrogenase complex. Gene Ontology annotation, biological process: pyruvate decarboxylation to acetyl-CoA. Gene Ontology annotation, molecular function: dihydrolipoyllysine-residue acetyltransferase activity. The record is from RefSeq and is a predicted model, not a curated record. The transcript is spliced from 2 exons. Bases 1 to 1380 code for a protein of 459 amino acids.